Molecule: messenger RNA, 383 nt
Organism: Porites evermanni
Lineage: Eukaryota; Metazoa; Cnidaria; Anthozoa; Scleractinia; Poritidae
Source: the annotation of a GenBank genome assembly
AUGGCGGCCUUGAGUUUGGAAGAAGUGAAAGUGCUCUCGAAAAUUUUCCCAAUAUCGAUUGUUUAAAGGAUGAACAGAAGAAAUGUAUCGCAGCACUGCUACAUAAGAAAGACGUGUUGGGUUUGUUACCAACAGGAUUUGGUAAAAGCUUAAUUUUCCAACUAUAUCCGCGGAUCUUCGAGUUUGUGAACGGUAGGAAAAAUUGUCACGUUAUCAUUGUUAGCGCGUUGAAUGCUAUAACAGAAGAGCAGGUUCAGGAACUUGCCGACAUAGGCAUAUCAGCUGUAGCUGUUGGUGAUAGCCGUGAAACGGAUGAAAAUAUACUAAAGGGCGAAUACAAGUUGGUGUUUGGUAGUGCAGAAAUGUGGCUGAGGAAGACCUGA